Molecule: messenger RNA, 2397 nt
Organism: Truncatella angustata
Lineage: Eukaryota; Fungi; Ascomycota; Sordariomycetes; Amphisphaeriales; Sporocadaceae
Product: CP2 transcription factor
Exons: 3
Coding region: 1-2397 (798 amino acids)
Biological process (GO): regulation of transcription by RNA polymerase II
Cellular component (GO): nucleus
Molecular function (GO): RNA polymerase II cis-regulatory region sequence-specific DNA binding; DNA-binding transcription activator activity, RNA polymerase II-specific
Source: RefSeq, a predicted model, not a curated record
AUGUUUCGACAGAGGACAAGCACGCAAAAGCCCGGUGAAGACCUGCUCGCCAACUUCCGGCAGCAGUUUCCACAGGUGUCGACUGCGGGCUCGACGACGACGACGGCGACAGCUCAAGCGCCAAUCACCGCAGCGGGCGAGAACCCAAUACUUACCGCCGGCGGGCCACCGCAAGAAAGACGUCAAAGUUUGGGUCAAGAUGCCUUUAGAGACCAAGAUCCAACCCCCCGUGCAUCCAACGAGCCAUGGAGGUUCACACCGUCCUUGCUCGAUCCGGGCUCAUUCUCCUUCUCUGCCUUCGCCAACCAGCCGCCGGGCUACUACACGCCUACCCCCGGCGGCACGAAUACGCUCUACCAUCCGCAAGCUGGCGACUUGCACACGCCCACCUUAGGCCUGGGCAUGGGCCUGGGGACUCCUCUGUCAAUGCCGACCAGUGAAGGCGCAAUGCAUUCCGGGGCACCUAUGAUGGAUCUCGGUCACUUCCAACACGGAAUGCCGCCUCACCACUUCCAGCACCAGUUCAAUCCUUUCAUCCAGCCGGCACCAGCACAGGCCUCGUUUGCGCCCUCAUCAUUUGUGCACCAGGAUACUGGCUACGAGACCAUGGAUCAAGACGGCUCUCCGCUCGACUCCGAGGGUCAUAAGAGGAUGGGUUCUCUUGACGCCGCCUUUCACUCGCAAUCCCCACCUAUGAUGGGAUUCCAGCCCACGCACUUCGGCAUGUCCUUGAACCAUGGCAUGCCGCCUUCUGCGGAGAAGUUCCGGUUCCAUGCCACCCUCAACGCGCCAACUGCCAUGAUCAAGCAAGCAGAUGAGAUACCAGUGACGUAUCUGAACAAAGGGCAGGCCUACUCGCUAUCUGUGGUUGAUACGGGAGCCAUCCUGCCAAUUGCUCCUGGUACGCGUUACAGGACUUUUGUGCGUGUCUCGUUUGAAGAUGACCAACAGCGCCAGAAGCCUGGUGUGUGCUGGAGCUUGUGGAAGGAAGGUCGCGGCACCAACGAGGCCCAUCAACGAGGUGGCAAGUUGCAGGCUGUGGAAUAUGUCGAGGCUGGACAACCUGCAGAAGGAGACGACAAGAGAACUCGAGUCGAACUCGACACGGCAUCCUUUGACGGUUUCUCCGUCAUCUGGACUCCUGGUCUCAACGGCGGAGCCGAAUGCAAUGUUGCCGUGCGUUUCAACUUCCUCUCGACGGACUUCAGCCAUUCGAAAGGUGUCAAGGGUAUUCCCGUCCGACUUUGCGCCAAAACUGUGGCACUUCCCAUGGACGGCACUUCGCCGCCGCCAGACACUGGCGCUGAGAUUUGCUACUGCAAGGUCAAGCUUUUCCGAGAUCACGGUGCGGAACGGAAGCUCUCGAACGACGUGGCGCACGUGAAAAAGACAAUAGACAAGCUGAAGCAACAAAUUGCGCAAGCUGAAAGUGGCAUGAAGGACUUUGGGAAGAGGAAACGCGGAUCUACGUCGCAAGCAAAGGGCCAGGAAUCCCAAAGACCAGGCAAGGUUCAGAAACACAAGAGGACUUGGUCCAUGUCUUCGGCCAGUUCCGCUGGAGGUGGUGGAGGUGGACGCCCUUCGCUCGAAGAUGACUUACAUUUCAAACUCCAGACUUUACAGGACAUGUUCACCAGUACACGACCUGUGAGCAUACUAUACCUCCGAGGUGAAGAGACCGACGAUCCAGAUUUGCACCCUGUUACACUUGCAGGCGAGCCGACUGACCUCACCAAGGUGGAGUCCAAGGAUAGCGCAGUGUGGAGGAGCGGGCGAAGCUCUGUGGCCGAUUCGUCCCUGGUAUCACCGUCACCGAGCUUCAUGUCAUUACAGUCGCAAGCAUCUGUCGCCGGAAUCAAGCCACCAAUGAACGAUUUUCAACCCUCUGGAGAGUCUUCGGCGCCGUCCGAACAGCUCACGAAGGUGAAUAAGAUCGACGAGUCUGGUAGCCUCAGUGGCUGGAUCGAGGCUUUGGGGGUCGACCCGUCUUAUCAGCCACCUACAAACCGGCCAGCCAAGCCCGUUGCCUGUUUCUAUAUUGCGCGACGUCAACAGUCACCUACUGACAAUAAGGAGCUGCACCGAGCUAUAUACCUGACUAAAAGAACUCUACCCGAAUUUACCAUGCGUAUCGCAACGAAGUGGGGACUCGACUCGACCAACAUCGUACGCACUGUGCAUGCUUUAGAGAGUGGCCUCCAAGUUGAGAUGGACGAUGAUGUGAUUGAGGCAUUAUCAGAAGGUCAGGAUAUGCUUCUCGACAUCGUUGAAGUCGAACACCAAGUGCCUCAGCCAAAACGAGAGUGGGAGAUGGCGGUUGAUGGUGAAGAGGACACGGCAUCGUCACAUGGUGCUCUGCGUGCGGCAACCGGAUACGAACUACGACUGACUUUUUAA